Molecule: messenger RNA, 7344 nt
Organism: Zea mays
Lineage: Eukaryota; Viridiplantae; Streptophyta; Magnoliopsida; Poales; Poaceae
Product: NADH-ubiquinone oxidoreductase chain 6
Exons: 1
Coding region: 29-691 (220 amino acids)
Molecular function (GO): NADH dehydrogenase (ubiquinone) activity
Source: RefSeq, a predicted model, not a curated record
GCAGAUCUUUCAAAGAUGGGAAAUUCCAAUGAUUCUUUCCGUUUUGUCGAGCCCUGCUUUGGUCUCUGGUUUGAUGGUUGUACGUGCUAAAAAUCCGGUACAUUCCGUUUUGUUUCCCAUCCUAGUCUUUUGCGACACUUCUGGUUUACUUAUUUUGUUAGGUCUCGACUUCUCCGCUAUGAUCUUCCCAGUAGUUCAUAUAGGAGCUAUUGCCGUUUCAUUCCUAUUCGUGGUUAUGAUGUUCAAUAUUCAAAUAGCGGAGAUUCACGAAGAAGUAUUGCGCUAUUUACCAGUGAGUGGUAUUAUUGGACUGAUCUUUUGGUGGGAAAUGUUCUUCAUUUUAGAUAAUGAAACCAUUCCAUUACUACCAACCCACAGAAAUACGACCUCUCUGAAAUAUACGGUUUAUGCCGGAAAGGUACGAAGUUGGACUAAUUUGGAAACAUUGGGCAAUUUACUUUAUACCUACUAUUCCGUCUGGUUUUUGGUUUCUAGUCUGAUUUUAUUAGUAGCUAUGAUUGGGGCUAUAGUACUUACUAUGCAUAGGACUACAAAGGUGAAAAGACAGGAUGUAUUCCGACGAAAUGCCUUGGAUUCUAGGAGGACUACUAUUCAUAUUCAGAACAGAAGGUUCUUCUCCCACAAAGGGGAUGACGCACCUGUCCCCCCCGCUGAUCCGGAAUCCAUUUAAUCUGAUUUGGCAGAGAGAAUAGAAAGGAUUUAUAGGCGGGCCGGGGAGGAGCAAUCUUUAGUAGAAGCCGGGACUACGCCAAGGGAACUUGUAGAUAACGUCCUGCCAGAGGGGGCGGAGCUACCGCUUCUACAAGAAACCUGGGUUCAGUUUGUACGGGACGAGUCACACAGCGAGUUUUGGGUAGAGAUCGAUUCGAUAAUCUGCUAAGGAAAUAUGGGCACGCGGCGCGCGGUGAGCCCGACACCCCCGAUCCCGAUGCUCGAGCCUGAUGCCCCUCAAUCAGGAGGAGGCGACUCAGCGGGGAGCACGGGGGAAGAAAAUUGUCCGGGGGCGGGGAAGGAAAGUAGGAACCUCCGAAGGCCCGCCCGAGUCAAGGAAGCGCAAAAGUUAUUCUGAUUCUGAUUCCGGGGGGGAUGAUGGGAGUGACCCUGCUCCGGAUCCUUCUCCUUUCUUUUGAUUUUGACUAAAAUGAGAGGUGGAGAAAUUGAGUUCUUUUGAGCAGCGUUGUCUGUAGUAGAGUAGCUUUUUUUUUUUUCUUUUACAGAAAGAAGGCGAGGCCCACCUGCCUUCUCUAGGUACUUUACUUGGAAAGGUGUCACCGCCUUCCUUCUUCUCUAGGUACUUUACUUGGAAAGGUAGGUGCGGGAAAGAAGAGCGGGUAUGUGGGCUUCUUUCAAUCGAAACUUUUUUGAAGCCGUCAAACUUUAUCGUUUCAUUAUAGAUGGAUCUAAAACAUUGCGUUGCAGAGUGGAGGCGUGAAGAAGGUUAAGAGAAGCAAGCCAAAGGAAAGAAAAAGCAACUUGAUACAAUAUUGAAGAUAAACACUCAGGAAAGCACUGGGUCAACUGACUCCACUAGCCAGCUUCUGCUUCAGAACUUACUUCAAAGAGGCUGACUUAGCACUUAGCAUAAUGCUUUUGUUCCGGUGCAUAAAAGUAAGUGAGCAGGUGGGUGAGUCCAAAGGUUUUUCCGAAGCGCGAAGGACUUGCAGUUCUAAAAUAGGAAGGGCUCUGUACUCAAAUCAAAGCAAAGUAGUAGUUUCAUAGGUCGUUGUGCUAGAGCUAAGAUUUAUAUGAAAGUGUGAGGGGAAGCCAUUUCCAGCUUCUACUUUCUGCGAACCGGGCUCAUUACCGGCCUACAGUAGCAUUCUACUGUGAGCUUUCUCACUGCGGAUCGCCUUGAUUCACUGAUCGUUGACAGCUACUCAGGAGAGGUUAUCCUUUGCCAGACUUUGUGUUGAGAUGAGUUCUCCGCUUCCCGAAAAGAUGAUUUUUGUCAAUCAGCGUAGAGUGGUGGAUUAUAAAGUGGUACAGUCCGAAUGGGUUGGUUCAAGCUAGCUGUUCUUACUGAACAGGUGUUUUAGCAUUCUUUUCGAAUUCGAAGUUGCGGGGUGCUUUGGCUUUUCAAAGUUCUCAAAGAGAAUAAAGUAAAGGCGCUACGCGUGGAUCGAAUUAAAGUAACGUAAGGUUUCGUAAGAAACAAUUGAAUAAGCGUAUCAAAGAGAAUGAGGUCUAGCACUCCGAAAUACCAUUGAGAAAGAGCAAUAGAACAAGGUUAGAAUAAGAUCUCCAAAAUGGUUGAUGACUCCCACAACUUGUCAGGCUGCAUUCCCGUGAAAUUGUUUUGGGACAAUUCCAGUUUUACUAUCUAUGCGGUAGCUCAGCCAAGUAAUCUGGUAUCUCACCAUUAAGACGGUUACCUAGCAAGUUCAGCUCUGUGAGGUUCUUGCAUCCUUUAAAUGAAUGUCUCUAGAAUACUCCCAGUCAGAUUGUUAUUGUGCAAUAUGAGUGACUGCAGAGAGUUGGCUUGACAUAUCUCGGCUGGGAUAGAAUAGAACCUGAGAGCUGGUUGGUUUCUGCAGAGAAACUAACAAGAUGCUGCAAUGGCAGCGCUGGCAGAGGCCCACGGAACAUGUUUUCUGCAAGAGAUAUGGAUCGAACACUCGCCCUGUUCCGUAUCCAAUCUGGAAUAUGACCCGUAAGUUUGUUCCCUUCAACGAAAAUUGUGGCAAUAGCUUCUAAAUCUGCAAGUUCUUCAGGGAUAGAGCCUGUGAAGGCAUUGAAGGGACGGACAGAUUUUUGAGCGUAAGCUUCUUGCAGUUACUAAGCUCUUUUGGUAUGCUCCCACUGAGCCCAGCACCUUUGCAAACAGCCGAGUUAGAUUGCCCAGCUCACCGACAGAUGUUGGCAGUUCAGCAUUGAAGUAGUUCUCUGAUAUAUAAAGUUCCUUCUUUUGAGACCACCAAUUGACCAAGGGAUGGUGCCUGUGAACUUGCAUCCGGGGAGUUGAAGAACUUUUAGCAGCUUCAGGUUACCAAUCUCUUCUGGAAUGCUUCCACUAAGACCAUUCUGUCUCUAAAUUAGCAAUUCCUUAUUUUCCAGUUGACCAAUCUCCCUAGGUAUUGGCCCCACCAAACUGUUUGAUGAGAGAUCAAGUGUCAACUGGUUCACCAACGCAGUUAUUCCCGGGAAUAUUUAUCCCGUGAGGUUAUUCUGGCUUGCAUCAAGGUGCUAGAGCCGAGACUGGUUACCAAAAGCAGCUGGUAUCGACCCGUUGAAUGUGUUCAUGUGAAGGUCCAGGAUAUCCUCGAGGAUGAAGGCCAGAUCACGCCCAAUUCGAUCCUUGAAAGACCCAUUGCACUACAGCGGCAGCUCGGGCUCGAGCAACGGCGGGAGAUAAGUCUUCUCUUCAUUCAGCAUUCAGUCUAUCUUCGGAAAGCAGCAAUAAUUGAUGCACGCAGACGAUGGUUAAAUGCUUUCUUGAUUUACUACUAAUAGGUGGUGUCUAGACGCUAGGAAAAAGUGAGGAUUAUAGCUUCUGCCCCAUAGACCAUUCGGAAAGGAGUCUGUCCCUUCGGUCUUAUAUGUUAGUAUAGGUUGGUUCUUCCGAAUGCACAUAAGACCACUGGUCACCCUCAAUCCUUAGCAUUGAACUUGACUGAUUUGGCUAAGAUCUGGGGAACUAGAGCAGUCCCCAGAGGGCACUACACAAGGCAGGAGAGGCAAUAGCGAAGCGAAGCCCUAGUUCAAUCGAGGAUGGAUUCAUUGAGUGGGCGAGGAAGAUGAUUGGUAUGGGAAGAUCGGUCUUUCACUAAUGGAGCAUCUCCACCCUAGCCUUGAAGUUGAACAUCCGGGGAUAUCUAAAUAUUGAACCAGUGAUUAAAAAGAAUGGCAAGACUGCGGUUGAAGUCCCAGCUGGAAAUCCAAAUUGCUCGAACACAAAAAAUCUAGACAAAGGAAAGAAACCUGGUUUGCAUAUUUUCGUAUAUGCCCAACUAAUCUAUCGCAUAGGAAGAUCGCCCCUGUAAGUUUAUUUCACACAUUAUGUUACUUUGUUUAUGGUGUGGAAAUAAAUAUCAAUAUUCUAACUUGCCGCUUUCUAUGGAUGCAUCCUCUACUCUAGUGCUUACCUGUCCUACUUUCUUUAAUUCAUUCCUAUUUCCUCUCCUGUACUUAUAUUUAUCUUGCCUGCGGCAGUUUUGUAAUCAAUUUCUACUAGGGAUAGGGAGCGUGAACUUUCUCUCAUCCAGUGAAUGAGUUACCUGAAGAUCGAUGGCAUAUAAAACGCCCUAAUUCAAUAUAAAAUCUGUUAUUUCACUUUCAAAAUGCCCCGUUCGCACUUGCUUGAGUGAGGCGCAAGCCGUUUUCUUGCUAGGCAAGAUAGGUCAACGGAUAGCUUGUUGGUUGAUACGGGACCCCUUCUCAACUUCAUGUGUUUUGUAACUGCCAUAAAGCAAGGCCAUAGUCCAACAUUCCAUCCUUUUCCACCGCUGUAUUGGCUUCUGCUUCUCUUCCUUUUGCCGAGGAAGAUCUGCUUCUCUUGCAUCCUCCAGUCUUAAAUUCCUAUCCGUACUAGACUAGACCUUCCCUUAGCCAUCAACCUACCGAACCCAGGAAUGAGAUCCACAAGGAAAGAGAUUGGCAGAAAUCCAGAAAGAAUGAUGCACAAGAAAUGGUUAGAACCUCGAGAAUAGAUGCGAAUAGCAGCUCAGAUCAGAUCCGAGAUGGAGCAGCAAUAAAGCAAAGAGGAGCAGAAAGGUUCGAAUCGAAUCGCAAGCAGCUGACUAGAGAGAGAUGAGUUGAGAAAUAAAGACUAUCCAAAUAUUGGAUAAGUUGUUUCGUAAUUCAUCUUUGUCAUUGACUUCGGCCUCUCAUUUAUCCUUAUUUGGUAGCUGAGAAGUGAAGCACAACAAAGUUUUAAUAGAUCUCUUCCUGUCAUUCAAUAACCAUCCUUUAUUUUUGCAGUAUAGAGAAGUGAUUAGCCGGUGCCCAGGAUAAGGUAGUGGAACUGGUGCGUAUCAGGUUUGGCAUUAGCUCUUUUGAAUAAUAGAGCUGAGCAGCUAAGAACAGAUAGCAAUCUGGAACAGCUCUGAAAUGCAAAUAAAAUGAUGAUUGGUCCUAGCUUAUGGGUUGCGAUAAGACAGUUUCGAAGGUUCUAGCCAUCUCAAGGAAGUAUAUAAGUAGCUAUCGGCACCUUUUGAAGAAGGAGGCUCGGUAGCAGAGAUGUUGAGUAAAGUCUAGAUGACACGAACCCUAGCAGAUCUGCUAUAGCAAAGUGGUAAGUUACCAGCGGUGUCGAUAGAAUAGAAGAGAAGCAUCAGAGCGAGCGUUAUAGAUCAGUCAGCAUUAGCGACAUCAAUUCUGCUACAGUUUUGUUAAAGAAAGGUGAAUACAUUCUAAAAAGUCUAAAACUCAUCUUAUUUCUUAAAGAGCAUAUAACAACAAACGAUUUCACUUACAAGGGGGUGCAGCUGCAGGAACUGGGUGCUGUGCCGCCCGCUGCCUACUUAAUGUUUCGCUUGCCUUCUACACUUCUGCAAUGGGAGUCACCACAUGAGAUGCUAUUUUUCACCUUUCGCUAUUAUUCGCUCUUGCGUGUCUUUGGAGCCCGAUCUUUCCCUUGCUUACGCCCCUAGAAACUCCGUGAAAAAACCACCUCGUUUUUCCAUAAAUAAAGGAUUCCUAAUAAAGUUUUUACAUAUCAUAUCCCAGCGGUAUUUUUUUAAUAAUUUUUGCAUAAAUAAAGUAUAAUUUCCACAAAAUAACACUUUUAGGCGCCCACUUGAAAUUCAACUUAACGUUGGACGUUGACCAGGCCCUCUCUAUUGCCAGAAUUGGGGACUGGCUCUUCUCCACAACUAGAAAACACAGAACUGCCAGAGGUUUGGUCAUAACCAGCACGCACCCUCGCCAAUUUCGUUCUAAGCUCAAUCCAAGAUUGUGAUCGGGUUGCCUUUCGAUAUAACUUGGUUCAAGCUUGGAUCCAGUGGAUAGAUACUUUAAACGAUGGUAGGAACGGGAGCUACCCUGGAUCACUUGAGGAAGUAAGAACGCAAGUCUCUCAGUUGAAAUUAGAUCGUUCCAGGAUAAUAGCUGAAGCGGCUGAGAACUCCCAAAGAGAAGAGAACCAGCUUAAGGAGCAGGUAUCCGGAGUAUCAGCAAGCUAUAAAUAGCUUUAGGAUUGUAUGAAUAGAGUUGAGGAUCAAGUAUCCCUCAUAUUUAGAUCCCCCGUUGGGAAAAGCCCCUUUUUUAAAUCCUUUCACGCUUUCCCUUUGCCGAAGGCCGGCCUCUUUAGUUCCUACGUUUUCGGAAAAGAAGGUGAGACGCUAGCUAGCAACGGGAAAAAACGAGUAGUUAAAGAUGUGAAUGUAAGACUACUCGAAAGUACUUCCAUUUUUAUUAUAUUAUAUAGUUUCUAAUAGAGAGUACAGUUGUAUCUAUGUGCGAAACGACGAAAGAAAGAUGGAAGGCCCAAAGAGCUCUACAGUAGUGCCCCGGAAUGGGGUCGUAGAGCCGGUAACCCACUCUGUUUAGUAUUUUGAUUUCGUUCAAGGUGUUGCUCUGUCAAAUAGAGAUUGUGUGGGUGUUCAGUCUACCACUCAUGUUCACGUUCUACAAAUCUAAGGGAGUGCUCCUAGACUGGACGACUUCCCGUAAAUAACCUAGUUCAUGUUCCUUUGAAAGAAAUAAAAUGAAAGCUUUUGAAGCGAAGAUGUCAACGCGGUGCUAGGUUUGCGCCGGCCACGAUUAUUUAUAAGUAUAUUGGAAAGAAGAGUGACUAGGCUACGGUCUAACUUUUUCUUCCUAGCGGAGUUCAAUACGAAAAUAAAGGCGCUCCGCGUUGGGAAUGGCGUACGUAGUACGGGUGGUAUUUCCGGUAUAACUGAUCAGGGUUGUUCUGAAAGCAAGUCAAUUGGUGCUUUGGAAAGUGAGUGCCAGAGGCUAGUCACUGCUUGGUUUACAGAAGGGAAGGAAGAAAGAGAUACCGAAGCAGAUUCAGUAUAGAAAAGAAGAAAUUGAUACCAUUCAUUCCAGCUUAUUUGAUACCCACUUAAAGUUUCUAUCAAACCAUGUCUUUUUCUUCGAACGUCAAUCUCGUAGGAAUUUAGAUUGGAAGUGUGGUAUUGAAGGGCGAAGCCUUUACUCUUUUACUUGUUUCUUUGAAUAUAAUAUAACAUAGUAUUGACUACGCACUUCGAAAGAUAAUGGUGUAUUCCGAGGAUCAGUCCGUUUUUUAUUGAAUUCGCAAAUUGAUAGAUCUGGAUGAUUAAAAGAAUGAUUCUUCCCUGGGUAUUUCCCCGCUACCAUUAUGGAAAUUGGAGCUUUUCAAUUCCAUUUUGGAGAUGCUCGUAACGAUUUUUUUCUUUUGGG